Cyclospora cayetanensis is the source of this 546-nucleotide messenger RNA. RefSeq lists its product as uncharacterized. NCBI's taxonomy places the organism in Eukaryota, Apicomplexa, Conoidasida, Eucoccidiorida, Eimeriidae. The transcript is spliced from 3 exons. The record is from RefSeq and is a predicted model, not a curated record. Bases 1 to 546 code for a protein of 181 amino acids.
AUGUGUAUCUUUAUGCUGUGCGUGUACUGGCAGGCGAUACAACGCGAGUUUUGCAAGGUUCCCGCGCCGUCCUUUUUAGUGUACUACCGCUUGCGCCUAACUGCCUCUCCUCAAGCGCCUUUCUGCGCCCCCGAUGCCAUUGCGAGCGACGAUGCCACUGCCUCCCCCAGAUCUGCGGCUGCCGAGAGCAGUCCGAAGCGUCAAGGGCAGAGGUCGGCGGGUUGCUGCGCAGAGCAUGGCGCUGAGGAUGCGAAGAAGGAGGCCUGCAAGGGGCAGCAGCAGCACAGAAGUGCUGAAGGGCCGCUGCCGACAGGCGGAACGGUCGGCGAAUUGCAAAGCGGAGAAAAAGGGAAGGAUCGAUUCAUCGCGCUGGCGCGUUUCGCGGUGAUCGCUAGUAAGGGGCAGCAAGAGUGGCUAUCGUCGGGCAAUGACGAUCGCUCACAGUUCUUCAAAGCCGAGAUGAUGCGCCUCGAAGAAUGGCUUAAAAAGUCACAUGUAAACCACCCAGACUUCAACUCUUUCAGAACUGGUACUGUCAAACGGUAA